AUAGAAACUUGCUUUCUCCCUCCAGUUAACACACAUAUAUAAAAACAAUACUCACUAGUCUUUUUCUGCUUCUUCUUAUCUUUUUUUGGAUAAAAAAUAUUUAGUUAAGAUUGAACAUCUUGAGAAUGGGAAAGAAAGAGCAGAAUGUUUCAAAAGAGAAACAAAGAGUUGAAGGUGUCCUUAACCUUCUCAGAAAGCAACAACCUCUCACUGUUAAACAGGAAAAGUUUAGCAACAAUGCUUGUAUAGAGAGGUUUUUGAAAGCGAAAGGCGACAAUGUGAAGAAAGCUACUAAGCAGUUACGAAAUUGUCUUGCCUGGAGAGAUUCUUUAGCCAUUGAUCAUCUAAUUGCUGAUGAAUUCUCGGUUGAGCUAGCUGAAGGGGCAGCUUAUGUUUCUGGACAUGAUGAUGAAUCAAGGCCUGUCGUGAUUUUCCGGAUCAAGCAAGAUUAUCAGAAGUUACACUCACAGAAACUGUUUACUCGGUUGUUGGUGUUUACAUUGGAGGUGGCAAUUCAAACCAUGGUAAAAGGUGUUGAACAAUUUGUUAUUCUCUUUGAUGCAAGCUUUUUCAGGUCAGCAUCAGCUUUUAUGAACAUGCUGCUGCCUGCAUUGAAAAUUAUCACAGACUAUUAUCCAGGCCGCCUUCAUAAAGCUUUUGUCGUUGAUCCACCUUCUCUUUUCACUUAUCUUUGGAAGGGAGUGAAGGCAUUUGUUGAUCUAGCACCACUUACCAUGACAGUAUCAUCACUUGACUUUGAUGAAUCUUUGGAGUUCAAUGACUUCAGUGCAUAUCCAAGAACACCAUCCCUCAGAUUCAACCCUUCUUCAACUCCUACCAAGAUUGGCUCAUGCUCCUCAUCAAGAUUUGCCUUCACAGUCUCCCAUACCUUUGACUCCAUCAAACCAUGGUCACUCACUUUAACUGACACGUCAUCCACAAAAGUAGGCCCCACUACCCUACUGGGUCCAGCCAUCUCACCACUCAAUGCUCGAUCCUACUCGUUUGCAUCACCUAUAGCCAGGACUCCACGUGGCAGCAUCGGAGCCGUUAAAAAAGGGUUCUUCCCUUCCACACCAUUGCCACGAAAAACACAAGAGUUAGAUCCAAGCAGCAAGAAUCAUCCAAGGACUAUGAAGCCAUCAUUUUUUCAAUCACCAGCUAUGUUCUUCAAGAAGGAUUGCCACGUAAGCAAGGCUGAAAAGUUUCGAGAGUUAUUUGUACCGUUGCUGAAGUUUUAUCGUCGACCGUACGAUGAGAUGACUUACAGGGCAAAGAUGAGACCUCCACUAGGUGGCCUAGUCUCCAUUGUCUCGCCGCACAUCAAACGCCAUCAUAUUUCACUCUCUCAACGGUUCUGAUAACAACUUACAGUACAUUAUUAUAUUAUUACUGACUGUAAACCUUCCUCACCAACUAAUAAUUGAUCAAUUAUUUCUCAAAAUUUUC
Molecule: messenger RNA, 1449 nt
Organism: Lycium ferocissimum
Lineage: Eukaryota; Viridiplantae; Streptophyta; Magnoliopsida; Solanales; Solanaceae
Product: SEC14 cytosolic factor-like
Exons: 7
Coding region: 126-1361 (411 amino acids)
Source: RefSeq, a predicted model, not a curated record